Molecule: messenger RNA, 1400 nt
Organism: Rhinichthys klamathensis goyatoka
Lineage: Eukaryota; Metazoa; Chordata; Actinopteri; Cypriniformes; Leuciscidae
Gene: cpa2
Product: carboxypeptidase A2 (pancreatic)
Exons: 11
Coding region: 91-1365 (424 amino acids)
Biological process (GO): proteolysis
Molecular function (GO): metallocarboxypeptidase activity; zinc ion binding
Source: RefSeq, a predicted model, not a curated record
GAAAUCACUGAGAAAUCAACAUGUGUCUCUGAGUGUAUAAGAGCAGCAAUCCAUGAAAGAGACCUACAGUAGAGAUCAUUCCCAGAGAACAUGAGACUCUAUCUAGCUGUCUUUGUGCUCCUGGCCGCAGUUCACUGCGAGGAGCUCUUUAAUGGAGACCAAGUUCUCAGAAUCCAGGCAGAAUCUGAAGACCACAUUCAGGUUUUGAAGGAACUGGAAAAGAACCUGGAUUGGGGGCUGGAUUUCUGGACCCAUGGCUUCUCUACUGAACGGCCUGUUGACAUCCGUGUGCCUCACACCAGUCUGUUUGCCUUCAAAGACUUCCUUAGGGGAAACAACAUCACUUUCACUGUCAUGAUCAACAAUGUGCAGGAACUUUUGGACAGGGAGAGAGCAGAGAUGGUUAUGAAUGCAGAGAUGAAAUACAAGACCAAGGACUUCAACUUUGCUGCUUAUCACAACCUAGAGACUAUUUACAGUUUUAUGGACAGCCUUGUUGCGAGUCAUCCUAACCUGAUCUCUAAAGUGAAGAUCGGCAGCACUUAUGAGAACCGUCCUAUGUAUGCCUUGAAGUUCAGCACUGGUGGAGAGAAAAGGCCUGCAGUCUGGAUUGAUGCUGGAAUCCAUGCCAGGGAGUGGGUUUCUCAUGCCUCAGCAGUGUGGAUUGCUGACAGGAUUGCCAUAGACUUCAAGGAAAACCGUGCCCCUGUGCCCAGUAUCCUUAGUAAAAUGGAUAUUUUCCUGAUGAUUGUGGCCAAUCCUGAUGGAUAUGUUUUCUCCCACCUCACUGAACGUCCAAUUCACCGUUUGUGGCGUAAGAGCCGGUCUGUGACCUCUAACCCCAAGUGCCUUGGUGUUGACCUCAACAGAAACUGGGAUGCUGAAUUUAGUGGUCCUGGAGCAAGCGAUGACCCCUGCGGCGAAGACUAUCGUGGUCCUUCUGCUCAAUCCGAGAUUGAAGUGAAAAACAUUGCGGACUUCAUCACGAGCCACGGCAACUUCAAAUCCUUCAUGACCAUCCAUGCUUACUCUCAGCUCUUAAUGUAUCCCUAUGGCUUCAAUGGCACAAACGCCCCUGACCAGCCUGAACUGCAUGAAGUGGCCACACAGGCAAGCAAAGCCCUCAAUUCUUGGCAUGGCACCAUUUAUAAAGUUGGGAGUAUCUUCCACACUAUUGAACAAGCUAGUGGUGCAAGUGUUGACUGGGCUUACCAACGUGGCAUCAAAUAUUCCUUUGCUUUUGAGUUGCGUGACACAGGCAAAUACGGAUUCCUCCUGCCUGCUGACCAGAUCGUUUCCACUGCAAGGGAGACGUGGCUUGCUCUCAAAUACAUUAUGCAAUAUGUUUGUGAACACCCUUAUUGAGAGAAAUGUAAGCUUCAAUAAAGGUCCCAGCGGAU